CCGGCCAGUUGCCGUCCGGCAUCUCGACCGAUUUUCCUAUAUAUUGAAAGCUUGAGUGCAGUCCUUAGGCAGCUCAUCGUGUCAAAAUGCCAGCUUCUCCCUUCCAUCUCUCCGCCCUCGCUUCCUUCUUCCUUCUCUCCCUGUUGCCAACUGAGGCAGCAGCACAAGUCCAAGCCCUGUUCAUCUUUGGGGACUCUGUGGUCGAUUGCGGCAACAAUGACUACCUGCCAGGCUCCACUGCUACGGCGGAUUUUCUGCCGUAUGGCAUAGACUUACCGGCGGUCACCGGCAGGUAUACGAAUGCGCGGACGGUGGCCGAUAUUCUUGGUGAGCUCCUGGGGAUCGAGCACUUUGUUGCCUGCUCCAGGGAUCCCAACACCAAAGGCCAGAGGAUUCUGAAUGGAGUUAACUAUGCCUCUGCUGGAACGGGAAUCCUCGAAUGGACUGGUCGUGGCGAAAUUAUUACACCUUUGCCUGACCAAGUUCUCCACUUUGAAGAGAAGACGUUGCCAGAUUUGGAGUCUCAGCUAGGGAAGAACCUCCCAUCUUUCCUGUCCAAAAGCCUCUUUUUAUUUAACACGGGCGGGAAUGAUUACAUCAGCAAUUGUUUUGGAGAAUAUGAAUGUGACAUACCAACAUUCACGGAAUUCCUCGUCACAAACUAUACAACGAUACUCAAGGGGAUGUACAAUUUGGGAGCUCGGAAUUUUGUGUUGUUCUCAGCCGAAGUGAGUGGCUGCACGCCUUUUGGUCGUAGCUCAAAUGACGGGAUAUGCAACGAGGAUUACAAUUAUGCUUCAACAACUUUCAACACUCGACUGAACGCUUCCAUAGAUGAACUCAACCAAGAAAUGGCCGACGCUCAUUUCAUUUUCGUUUCUCUCUACCAGAUGAUCACUGAGAUUAUAGAGGACCCAAGUGCUUACGGGUUCGACAAUAUCACCGCUCCAUGCUGCAAGGUUCCUGACGGCGCUACCAUUUGUGAGGAAGCCGGCGCUGUAUGUCCUGAUCGGUCCAAGUAUCUCUACUUUGAUGGAGGCCACCCCACAGAUGCAGCAAACAUCAUAUUGGCCAACAGGGCAUUCUACUCGAACCAAACAACCAUGGCCUACCCCUUCAAUGUGAAGCAGCUGAUGAAUGUCACAUCCUUGCGGGAUGACACUCGCAAGGCUACAAAACCAUGGAGCAUGCCCACCAACUUUAAGGAUGUCCAGUGAUUAUUGAUAAUUGGCUUCGUUUCUAGCAUUGGAAUUGUAAUCCAUAAAAUGCAUCCCAUGAACUAUUGACAUGCCCAGAAGGCUACGUUUCGAACUUGUUUGCGCUAUUUGUCAUCACAAAAUAGAGCUUUGGUUCACAUACUUUGGCUUGCCCAUGUGUCUGUACUAUAUAUAUAUUAUAUAAAUAAAGGUUAGAUGGGUAAUGGGGAUUAUUCAAA
This is a messenger RNA of Nymphaea colorata (pocket water lily), 1435 nucleotides long. RefSeq names its product GDSL esterase/lipase At4g16230-like. Gene Ontology annotation, molecular function: hydrolase activity, acting on ester bonds. The record is from RefSeq and is a predicted model, not a curated record. Lineage: Eukaryota; Viridiplantae; Streptophyta; Magnoliopsida; Nymphaeales; Nymphaeaceae. Bases 87 to 1217 code for a protein of 376 amino acids. The transcript has 4 exons.